This is a messenger RNA of Mesorhabditis spiculigera, 747 nucleotides long. The record is from the annotation of a GenBank genome assembly. NCBI's taxonomy places the organism in Eukaryota, Metazoa, Nematoda, Chromadorea, Rhabditida, Rhabditidae.
AUGACGACGUCAAGCCGUUUCUACGAUUCGACUCCACAACGAACGUUCAGAAUUAUAUGCGAUGGACAUGAAUUAUAUGCAAAUGGUGGCUAUCUGGCCGCUAUGAGUAAUUAUUUUCAAACAAUUUGUUGCGGUCAAUAUAUUGAGUCCUUAAAUCGGACGGUCAAACUCCCGGAUGUCCCUGUCUCAGAAAUGGUCGAAUUUUUGGAUUAUGCUUGUCCAAAUGACGAGAGCUGCGAACGAGAAACACAAAUAACAGAAAAAAACAUUGUCGUCAUUUACACACUUGCCGAUCGUUUUCUCUUCCCGUCCAUUCGGAAAGAGGUUGAAUGGUUUAUUAAACAGCGAAUUCACCUUCAAAAUUCAUUUUCCAUCGACACACUGCUGGAUUUGGUGAUGUUGAUGAAGGAUAAUCUUUUUGAUAAAACAGUGAAGCCAAAGUUGUUCCAUAAGCUGGCGAUAUUCGGGGUUGAAGCCGUUGGGAAGGUGCUGAAAGGGAGGGCGGAUAUUGUUGACCAGGAAUUCAUUUUGAAGACGAUGGGAGAACAUGUGGAUUUUUGGACUGGCCGUGCCCGCGACAUGGGCUGGGGAAUCUGGGAUUUCGUUCUCGGCUACAUAUCCCUUGAAGUCCGAACAAUCUCUUUCGACCCGAAUGUCCCAUGUGGAGUCUGGUCUUGCGGUGUGGCUAGGAUUGAUGCGGAAAUUUCUGCCCGCGGCAAAGGUAGCAGAGUCGGAAACCAUCGAAAG